CAGAGUGAUUCUGAUGGUAAAAGGCUCAAAUCAACAGGAUCUGGAGAUGAAAAUCAGAAUCAGAAAGCUAAUAAUGAAACAACUUCUGGAAAAGGAGGUGAACAAAAGAGUAAGCCAGUGUCUGAUCCAUCAAAGGAUUAUAUUCAUGUCCGAGCAAGGAGAGGUCAAGCAACUGAUAGCCAUAGCCUUGCUGAAAGGGCUAGAAGAGAAAAGAUCAGUGAGAGGAUGAGAAUACUACAAGAUCUUGUCCCUGGGUGUAAUAAGGUCAUUGGCAAAGCAUUGGUACUUGAUGAGAUCAUAAAUUAUAUCCAAUCGUUACAGCGUCAAGUUGAGUUUCUCUCGAUGAAAUUAGAAGCUGUCAAUACGAGAACUAGCCCUGGUAUUGAAGGAUUUCCCUCAAAAGAUGUAAGUAAAAAGAUUACAAACUUUUGUCUCUACAAAGAAUGAGCUGUGGCAAUACAUUUUUUUUCCGUCA
Molecule: messenger RNA, 475 nt
Organism: Chenopodium quinoa (quinoa)
Lineage: Eukaryota; Viridiplantae; Streptophyta; Magnoliopsida; Caryophyllales; Amaranthaceae
Product: transcription factor BHLH089-like
Exons: 4
Biological process (GO): regulation of DNA-templated transcription
Cellular component (GO): nucleus
Molecular function (GO): protein dimerization activity; DNA-binding transcription factor activity
Source: RefSeq, a predicted model, not a curated record